Messenger RNA from Phalaenopsis equestris, 712 nucleotides. Its product is annotated as probable carboxylesterase 2. The record is from RefSeq and is a predicted model, not a curated record. NCBI's taxonomy places the organism in Eukaryota, Viridiplantae, Streptophyta, Magnoliopsida, Asparagales, Orchidaceae. Gene Ontology annotation, molecular function: hydrolase activity. The annotation marks the transcript as partial. The transcript has a single exon.
CCAGAUCCAUGGCUGUCCGACCACGCCGAUCUGGAUCGAGUCUUCGUUGCCGGCGAUAGCGCCGGCGCCAACAUUUCCCACCAUAUGGCGUUGAGAGCACGGGAAGAAUCGGAGGCGCGAGUUGCCAUCAAGGGGGUCGCAUUGAUUCACCCAUACUUUUGGGGAUCGGAGCCGGUGGGCUCUGAAUCGACCGAUCCCGGAUCCCGAUCUCGCGUGGAAAAAAUGUGGCAAUUCGUGUGCCGUAAUUCCACCGGGCCAGACGAUCCUUGGAUAAACCCUAUGGCCGAUGAUGCGCCAGGCCUCGCUUCUUUGGGAUGCCAGCAGCUGCUUCUCACUGUAGCCGAAAGGGAUGCCCUCAAGCACAGAGGAAAAGUUUAUUAUGAAAAGAUUAAGGAGAGUGGGUGGGGAGGCGAGGCGGAGCUGGUGGAGACGCCGGAUUCCGAUCAUGUUUUCCAUCUUUUUAAUCCUGAUACUGAGAAGGCGAAGGACAUGGUUCAGCUUUUGGCCGAUUUCUUCAACAAAGAAUAGGCUUGAUUCUGAGCCCGGUCGUCUUCUUCAUCGGAUCGUCUGUAUUAUCUAAAUAAUUGAUCGAUUUGAUCACUUUGGCGAUUAGAUUAUCUGUUUUGAUUCUUCCUCUGAAAUGUAAGAGUGAUCGAUCUCUUGUAUUUGGCUUUGUGAAACUUGAGAAAAAUCUGUUGGUGAUGAUUGAUCA